AUGGCGAGAGAGGAAAGUGGAUUGGUACAGAUUGCAGUCGUUUCUGUACUUACUGCAGUGCUGCCAAACAGGAUCAAUAGUGGUGGAUGUGUGGUGGAUGACGUGAGGAACGGUCGAGGGGAGCACUACAGGAUGUACAGCGUAUGGCUCGGCGGCUCCCAAUCAAAUCAUGUCCUGUCCAAGAUAGACGAAAAGCAGUGGCUGACGCUUCGUGAGCUGGCAGUCCCCUUGUUCUGUGUGUUGAAGCGGCCUAGUACCUGCACUGGCCUUGUCUGCUCAUUACAACGGCAAAGUGUCUUGCUGGAAUGGCUGCGUGCCCAACAUGCAUUCGCCGACGCAAUGUUCUGUCCUUCGUUGUCCACUGUCACCAUCGCCGUCAUUGUCACCAUCGCCGUCACUGUCACCAUCGCCGUCAUUGUCACCAUCGCCGUCAUUGUCACCAUCGCCGUCAUUGUCACCGCUCGUGGUCGAUCAACCGCAGAACUGGCACUUGGCAAUCUCCCAUCGACCCAGAUUUGA
This is a messenger RNA of Plenodomus lingam JN3, 519 nucleotides long. RefSeq lists its product as uncharacterized. Lineage: Eukaryota; Fungi; Ascomycota; Dothideomycetes; Pleosporales; Leptosphaeriaceae. The record is from RefSeq and is a predicted model, not a curated record.